CAAAACUUUAGUAUAAAAUUGUCUUUGGGGUUUAUUUAUUUUUUCAAUAUUUAUUUUAUUUUCUCUCUCUGUUAUCAACAAUGGGUGAAAUAUGGCUUCUCCAUGUGCACUUUACUAGAUUUUAAUAAGUACCCGAUUGCUUUUUACACUCCCCUUAGCUUAGCUUUCUUUGUGAUCUUUUCAUUUUUUCUCCAAAAACGAUGUCGCUUUUCUUCGAAAGGAACGGUGAUGGUAAUUCAAUCAGACGGUCAGUGUUUGUCCACGAUAUGCAGUGUAUUCAAGAUUCGCCGGAGCUAAAAAACGAUGAUCAGAGAGAGUCGGUGCUGGCGGAAGAUAGGGAAGAAGAGGAUGAUUUGGAGUAUUGUAGUUCGUCGUCGAUCGGAGGGAACAGUGAUGUUUCUGGCGAAUCAUCAUCGGACGGUGAAGAUUCAAGGGAGACUGAAGUUCAAAGCAAGCUUAAAGGACCCUUGGAUACCAUGGAUGCUCUACAAGAGGUUUUACCUACGAGAAAAGGUAUAUCCAAGUUUUAUAAUGGCAAAUCAAAGUCCUUCACUAGUCUUGUUGAUGCUGUCACUGCUUCCUCUGUUAAAGAAUUUGCAAAACCGGACAAUCCUUAUAAUAGAAAACGCAAGAACUUAUUAACUCGUGGUUCAAAGCGAUUAGGCAACUCAUAUGGAAGUGCAAUGGCUUUCGGAACUACUAUGAGUAGCUCUGACUUGAACUUGAUGUCAUCAUCACCGUCUAGUUGUCUUCCACCUCUACAUCCACAGUAUAAAAAAUCAACUAUGAUUAGUUCGUCAUCGAUAGCUGCUCAACCGAAUUUGAACCCUCCAUGCCGGUCUUUCUCCUUGUCUGAUCUACAAUUUGUUGUUGCCGCUGCCGCUGCAACUCCUAACAUGGCUGGUUUGGCUGUUCGUAGUUGCAACAAGGAUAAAAAAAUGCAUUGAGUUCAAUGGGAAGUUGCCAAAAUGUUUACCGUGAUUGGUAUGGGAGACUGUCACUUUUAUCCCUUCAUGCAUUUGAUUCAUCAUAUCCCUCUGUACUUGUAGUGUUAGGUAUACAAUGGCCAUGCAUUCUGAUAUGUGUAAUUCCUGUUUGUACUGUUCUCAUCUCUUGUUAGAUUUGAGAUAAUGAUGAGAAUGCUUUAUUGUAUAAUACAAAACGUUGGCCUUUACAUGUUACUGAAAAACUUUUGCCUUUUCCUUCCCCUAUUUAUUCACCAUUCCUUGUGUUA
Molecule: messenger RNA, 1234 nt
Organism: Gossypium raimondii (Peruvian cotton)
Lineage: Eukaryota; Viridiplantae; Streptophyta; Magnoliopsida; Malvales; Malvaceae
Product: protein OXIDATIVE STRESS 3 LIKE 2
Exons: 2
Coding region: 201-947 (248 amino acids)
Source: RefSeq, a predicted model, not a curated record